Molecule: messenger RNA, 4767 nt
Organism: Oryctolagus cuniculus (rabbit)
Lineage: Eukaryota; Metazoa; Chordata; Mammalia; Lagomorpha; Leporidae
Source: RefSeq, a predicted model, not a curated record
ACGAAGAGUGACAGAAAGAGACAGCUUAUGGAGAGGAAGCAUCACAUUUCACCAGGAUGUCUGUGAAAUCUGUUUCAGUUCUGCUACUGCUGCUACAGCUGAGCUGUUGCUUCAGCUCUGGGAGUUGUGGGAAAGUGCUGGUGUGGCCUAUGGAAUUCAGUCAUUGGAUGAAUAUGAAGGUAAUCCUGGAUGAACUUGUCCAGAAGGGUCAUGAAAUCACUGUUCUGAGAUCUUCAGCUUCUGUUUUAAUUGAUCACAAGAAACAAUCUGGAAUUAAAUUUGAAACUUUUCCUACAACUUCCACUCAAGAAGAACUGGACGUCUUUUUCACAAACUGGGUCAAUAUAUUGAUAAAUGAUGUGUCAAGAGAAAAAUAUUGGGAAUAUUUUCCACUAUGGCAAAAAUUCUUUUUACAAUAUUCUGAAAUUUAUGAGAAUUUUUGCAAAGACCUAGUUUUAAACAAGAAACUCAUGACAAAACUGCAAGAAUCAAAGUUUGAUGUGGUUUUUGCAGACGCCAUUGCUCCCUGUGGUGAGCUGCUGGCUGAGUUUCUGAAAAUACCCCUUGUGUACAGUCUUCGCUUCACUCCUGGCUACACGUAUGAAAAGUAUAGUGGAGGACUUCUGUUUCCUCCUUCCUAUGUGCCUGCUAUUACAUCUGUUAUAAGUGGUCAAAUGACAUUUACAGAAAGGGUAAAAAAUGUGCUAUGGAUGCUUUAUUUUGACUUUUGGUUCCAAACAUUUAACGUGAAGAGGUGGGAUCAAUUCUACAGUGAAGUACUAGGAAGACCUGUUAGUUUCUAUGAGCUAGUGGGGAAAGCUGAUAUUUGGCUCAUUCGAAGCUACUGGGAUUUGGAGUUUCCUCGCCCACUACUGCCAAAUUUUGAAUUUGUCGGAGGGCUCCAAUGCAAACCUGCCAAACCUCUGCCUAAGGAGAUGGAAGCCUUUGUGCAGAGCUCUGGGGAAGAGGGAGUGGUGGUGUUUUCCCUGGGGUCCAUGGUCAGCAACAUGACAGAGGAAAGGACCACUGUGAUCGCAUCAGCCCUUGCCCAGCUGCCACAAAAGGUUCUUUGGAGAUUUGAUGGCAAGAAACCUGACACCUUAGGACCUAAUACCAGGCUCUAUCAGUGGAUCCCUCAGAAUGACCUUCUUGGGCAUCCAAAAACCAAAGCUUUUAUUACUCAUGGUGGAGCCAACGGAGUGUUUGAAGCGAUCUAUCAUGGCAUCCCAAUGGUGGGCCUUCCUUUGUUUGCAGACCAACAUGAUAACCUUGCCCACAUGAGGGCCAAGGGAGCAGCUAUUAGAUUGGACUGGAAAACAAUGUCAAGUUCAGAUUUCCUCAAUGCCUUGAAGACAGUCAUUAAUGAUCCUUCCUAUAAAGAGAAAGCCAUGACGUUAUCAAGAAUUCACCAUGAUCAGCCCAUGAAGCCCCUGGAUCAAGCAAUAUUCUGGAUUGAGUUUGUCAUGCGCCACAAAGGAGCCAAACACCUUCGGGUUGCAGCCCAUGAUCUCACCUGGUUCCAGUAUCACUCCUUGGAUGUGAUUGGGUUCCUGCUGGCUUGUCUGACAAUCACUACUUACCUUGUUAUAAAAUGUUGGUUGCUUGUUUAUCAAAAUAUUCUUAUGACAGGAAAGAAGAAAAAGCGAGAUUAGCGCUCUUUCAAACCUAGGGCUAGCAUCCCUGAUACAUGAGAUGAUGCCAUUAAUUCAACCACUAAGGAUGUCAAGAUUGUUGAACUGUCUUCUUGUCUAAACAUUAGAGAACUCACAAUUAUAAUUUCAUAUAUCCUCAGAUAAUUUUAUCCUAAUGUUAAACAUUAUAUUUAUUAUAAUAACUGAAAAAAUGAAUCUCAUGGGAAUUCAGUCUGUUAGUUUUAGAAGAUUCUUGAUGUUCAUUUUCCAUUUUCAUAAACAUCAUUCACUUGAAUAUAACACAAUCAAGUAAAAAUAUAUGUAUCCUUGCCAUAAGAAGCUAGAGCUGGAUCUCUGAUAUACAUCAUAAAACAGUUAUCUAGAUCAUUCUCGUGGUUGAAGGACUCAAGUAUAAAUUGACUUCAAUAUCAUUCAGGAAUAAAGUGACUCUGAUUUAAAAAAUAAUGCAAGAAAGAAAGAAGCUUAACCCAAAAGGGACUAUUCAAAUUCAUGUAAAUGGAAAAUUUGUUAAAAACAAUUUGGAAAGGUGGCUUUAACAAUGCCGUAUUGCAAUUUAGCAGGAUUGAGUUUUCUUGAGCAAAGAGUAGAAUGAAAACUUGGUUUACCUUUAAGGAUACAACUCAUGAUUUAUUUCAGAUGGAAGACAAGCUAACUUUGAUGAUUUCUUAGUGUGUGUUUCGUAACAUUUUUACCUACAAGAAGUUUACUGUUUAACAUUUUUCAUGAAAUACAAAACAUCUCAUCAUGUAAUCUUUUGUUUAGUUUUAAAAAAUGGAGUGGAUUGUCUCAUCUAAAUUUCUUCAAUAUCAUCAAACAUUUGCUUAUAAAGAAGGAAGACACUUUCCACAUGAGGUUCUGAAUGUACUUGAAUGACAAUUUUCCCUUUAUUUAAAGAUAAUGUCAACCUAGAUAGUAAGUAAGAAAAUAAAAGUGGAGACUAGCUCCCUUUAGAUUUGAUUGGUAGCUCAGGCCCAACAAGUUCCAUCUAUUAUCUUUGGAAAUUGCUAAGUUUCUCCCUCCUUCAGUAAGAACUACCAUUUCUUACCUUAUCUUGUAAAGUCAGAUUCUUUCAACUGAUUUAAUGGAUAGAGAAACCAGAAGUUCAUGUUAUGUUUUUAUAUAGUCUUUCCUCACAAUGCAUAGAAUGGAAUGAAUGAAAAUCCAAAUAUGUACAUCAAGGUUUACAGCAGUUUCAAUGGCAAUAUGUCUCCACAUCAUACCUUUAGAGUGUUAACUAGAGCUUUCUGAACCAGUACACAUAAUUUAAAAGCAAAGAGAGAAAAAAAUGACACAAGUUGAGCGCAAAGUUUUUGCCUGACAAAUGAUAUAUUUAAGUAGCAAGAUGGAAGAGAAGUUUAUUUACCAUCUUUAAAACCUAGGAAAGAUUUUUACAGCAUUCUUCUAAAAAAUUAUUUUUAGCAAUGGUUAUCAAUGAAAACCAUUAUGAUGAUUAUGCCUAGAAAAUAAAUAAGCACUGGAUACUUUCUUUUGUUAAAUUUUGAACUUGUAAUCAAGUCACUAAUAUGCAAAAUGCAGGGGGCAGAUUUUUAUGAUGUGGUAGUUUAGGCUGGCACUUGGGAUGACUUCAUCCCAUUUUGGAUGCCAACUCAAGACCCUGCUGCUGCAUUUCUGAUGAAUGUUCCUGCAUUCCAGCUCUGAGACAACUGAAGAAAAUUCAAGUGCUUGGGGCCCCCAUGACCCACAUGUGAGACUCAUGUGGAGUUCUUGGCUUUGGUAUUCAGUCCAACUGAGCCCUGGAUCUUGUAGGAACUUGGGGAGUGUGCUACAGGAUUAAAGAUUUCUCUACAUCUCUCUGUUUCUUUCAAGGUAGUGAAAAAAAAAGCAUUAAAUAUAAAAAUGUGCAAACUAACUGAGCACCUAAAAGGAAACCUGUAGAAGUGAAACUGACACUAUGAGAAACAAUGACUUGAUCAGCCCUUGUCCUGUCAAGGAACAGCUUACUAUUUUAUUCUUUUUAGUAUUUUCUUGUUCUACAUAAUACCAUUGGUUGAACUCUUUAAUUAACACAUAAUUAUUCUUAGGUGUUUAAGUUUAACUGAAAAUUGAUCCCAGUUGAAAAUAAGAGUGGGAAUAAGAGAGGGAGGAGAUGUACAGUUUGGCACAUGCUCACUUGAAUUUACCCCUAAUGGUAAAGCUAGAAAUGUGCCAUGAGACUCCGAAUCCCAUUAAGUUGGCAUGUACCAAUGCCAUCUGACUAGCUAAAGUGAUAAGUUUAAGUUCAUAAUUGAUCAUAAAAAUAGGAUUAUGUGUCAAAAUAAUCACAUAAAUAAGACCAAUGUCUGCUAAUAAUCAUUGAUAGAAAUAAAAAGGAAAGAACAACCCAACAUAGGAAGCAGGAUACACAGCAGACUCAUAGAAUGGCAAAUGCCCUAAAUAGCACUCUGGCCUCAGAAUCAGCCCUUAAGGCAUUUGGAUCUGGCUAAAAAGCCCAUGAGAAUUUCUCAGGCAUGGAAAGCCAAGACACUAUGGCAAAACAUGGCAUAAAUAAAAGAUCUCUGUGAGUGAGAUCCCAGUGUAAAGAACGGGCCAUCAAAGAAGGAGGUACCUUUCUCUGAAAGGAGGAGCGAACUUCCACUUUGACUAUGGCCUUGUCUAAAUAAGGUCGGAGUUUGUGAACUCAAGAGGCUUCCAUAGCCUUGGCAGCUCAUUACCAGAGCCUCGGGUGAUUACUGACAUCAUAAAUAAGAGUGUCAAUUGUUAAAUCAACAAUGGGAGUCACUGUGCACCUACUCCAUAUAGGAUCUCUGUCCUUAAUGUGCUGUACUAUUCGAAUUAACGGUAAAACUACUACUCUAACAGUACUCUAUACUUUGUGUUUCUGUGUGGGUUCAAUCUGUUGAAAUCUUUACUUAGUAUAUACUAACUUGAUCUUUUGUAUAUAAAGAUAAUUAAAAAUGAAUCUUAAUGAAGAAUGGGAUGAGAGACGGUGUAGUAGAUGGGAUGGUCUGUGGGUGGGAGGGUGGUUAUUGGGGGAAAACCACUAUAACCAAAAGUUGUACUUUCAAAAUUCAUAUUUAUUAAUAAAAUUUUUCUUAAAAUUUUUAAAAAUAAAAAUGUGUAAUAAAUAUUAAAAAUACAGGAGAUGGGAAAGUGA